AUGCUUGGGAUAAGUGAAAUCGGCGUUCUUGAUACCGGUACUCAGAUAUAUAUCAUCACAGCAUUCUUUUUAAGCCCGCUAUCAAUUUACGCGUUGCGCAAACAUUAUAAAGGACCUAGGCGGAAAAGACAAGAGUGGGCCACUAAUUUGAUCACUAUUUGCGUCGUCAUACUAAAUAUAAAUGUGUGGUGCUUUCUAAUAUGGAGUUUGAAGCAAAAUAGUCAAAGAUUGGAAAAAUCACCGUUGCACACUGGUCUUUUCCGAAUGAAAUUUGAUUCUGUUGAAGUAUCUGGGUUCUCAUUUGAUGUGGAUCGACAACAACAAUCGUUGUUUAUGCAGCAAGGGCUACAGCUGAAUCUGCAGCCUGAUAAUCAAGACAACAAGGGAGCCAACGGUGAAAAAGAAAAAGAUAGAGAGUUAUUUCACGUUGAUGGUCUGUUUAAUUGUAGUUCAAUCCAAUUGAAGGACAAAGCAAGUAUUGCGGCGACUCAGUCAAUUGAUUUGAACCAAGAAUCUGACUUGAAGCAUUUAAGAGAGCAAUUGAAGAGUCUUUCGGGAGCAAACGAGGCUUACAAAUUGUGUUUCCAAGACAACAUAGAGCAACUGGAGGAUUAUAUUCUUAGGCGAAAGUGGUUCAAAUUUUGUGGGAGUGCAGUUUGGAUGGAUCUUUACAAAGUUUACUUUAUGGUGAAUCGAAUUGUGUAUGCAAAAGACGGUAGAAGAAAUAAUCCCACCAUUUCCAUCUUAUCGGGACAAGUGUUUGAUAAAAACUGGCAUGAAAUAAAAGGGUUCAAAUUCCCUCAUUCUGAUUUGGUUUUCCCCAGUAUAUUGCCACAUGAUUUGGACUUGGGUAAGAAGGAAAACAAGAUUGUUAUUGGUAGUGAAGACCCGCGGAUACUGUUGAAUACAUAUAAUGAUUCGAAUGGGGUACGGUUUCAAGAACCGGUAAUUAUAUUUAAUGCAAGAAGUACAGAGGUUAAAUGGGCGCGUGCAAUGCAUGUUUACCGACCAUUUAAUGACCCUCAUAGAACAAUUCGUCUUGCUAUCAAGGAUAAGAAGAGAAGUUUUAUUGAAAAAAAUUGGGCACCAUUUAUGGAUAAUGAUGAUGUCAACAACGACCAAAACAUGAUAAAUUUCAUUUACAACUUUAAUCCGUUACGGAUCAUCAAAUGCAAUUUGCAAAGUGGAGAAUGUGAAAAAAUUUCUGGACCAAGGUUUAAUCCUAUUGAUGCAAAUGAUAACGCGGGAGUUUUACGAGGAGGCACAAACAUUAUCCCCAUACCUAAAGAAUAUCUCCCACUAAUGGAAAUGACACAAGAUCGGAAAUUUUGGCUAGGCAUUGCUCGUUCACACAAUAAUGAAUGCGGUUGUAUGCGUGAACUAUAUCGGCCCCAUAUAUUUCUCAUCUCGCGGUCAUUUACCAAGCAGGAUUCAUUUGAGCUAAAUUAUGUUAGUUCUAUGGUUGAUUUCAAUAUCAAUCCGGAGCCAUGGUCCAAAAGUCACUCCAACAAAGGUACUUGUGUUGACGGAAAGCUGGUUUUGAUUCCUAAUUCAAUAGCGUAUUGGGAUAUUGAUCUUCGCGAUGGCACCGAUUACAUGGGGUUGACUUUUAGUGAGGCUGAUCGUACCAAUAAGCUUGUGCAUUUGAGGGGGGUGCUAAAGCAUAUUCAUAAUGUCAUGCAUGAAAUGGAGACUGAGAAUGUUGUUGAAAACACUAGCAAGGUGGAUGCCACCACUAAGGAGGGUAUCGAAAGCAAGAUUGAGGCGAUUGAUUUGAGCAAUAAACUUCUUGGGUUCUGCUCAACAUAUCUUGCUGAUGAAUAUUGCGAAACGGCGGAAAAGGUAUUUGGUUGGUGA
Lodderomyces parapsilosis is the source of this 1857-nucleotide messenger RNA. It is a transcript of the gene BMT3, whose product is annotated as Bmt3p. Gene Ontology annotation, molecular function: mannosyltransferase activity. The record is from RefSeq and is a predicted model, not a curated record. The transcript has a single exon. The coding region runs from base 1 to 1857 and encodes 618 amino acids. Lineage: Eukaryota; Fungi; Ascomycota; Pichiomycetes; Serinales; Debaryomycetaceae.